Messenger RNA from Rhodamnia argentea, 678 nucleotides. Its product is annotated as plasmodesmata-located protein 7-like. The record is from RefSeq and is a predicted model, not a curated record. NCBI's taxonomy places the organism in Eukaryota, Viridiplantae, Streptophyta, Magnoliopsida, Myrtales, Myrtaceae. Bases 1 to 678 code for a protein of 225 amino acids. The transcript has 2 exons. Gene Ontology annotation, cellular component: plasmodesma.
AUGGCUACGUUCAAGAUUGCCGUAGCUUCCAUAGUAACUGGACUCUUUAUCAUUCGCAAUUCCGUGAGAGCGGACUUCGAUCCGAGCAAAUACGACCCCAUUUGCAACGGUGAAACAUUUGAAUAUGGAAGUCUCUUCCAUCAGCAUCUGACUCAGGUGUUCCAAGAUUUAGCAGCUGCCACAGAUGCACGUUAUGACUACUACACGUCUGCAGGAACAACCGAAACAGUGUAUGGCCAUGGAGCUUGUGUUGCAGGAUACAGUGAACGCCAAUGCUAUUCGUGCAUGGUUGGUGCGAUCAACCCUUUAAUGGAUGACUGCCCCUUCAACGCAGGAGCUCAGCUGCGGUACGGAGAAGAUUGCAGAAUCAGCAUAGAGAAGUACACCGUCGCAGACUUCUACGCGAUCCGUAGGGAACUGAUGCUGGAGCGUUUGAAGGCUAACAUAGGUGACUAUUACGACCUAUAUGCAAACUCGUCUGACGAUUCUGUUGUUCCCAAUCCGGACCAUUGCUUUGGCCAUGGCAGCUGCAAUCCAAGGAUCGCGAAAGAAGAGUGCUCGGAGUGCAUAAAUUUCACCAUAUCAAGGAUGAGCAAGGACUGUAUCCUUUCUGUCGGGGUUCAACACCAGAUGAAAGACUGUAGAGUUCGGUAUGAGAAGCACCCAUUUCAUGAAUAG